Molecule: messenger RNA, 2102 nt
Organism: Dermatophagoides farinae (American house dust mite)
Lineage: Eukaryota; Metazoa; Arthropoda; Arachnida; Sarcoptiformes; Pyroglyphidae
Source: RefSeq, a predicted model, not a curated record
GAUUGAUUGAUAAAAUUUUUUUUUUUUUUUUUUGCAUUAAACAAUCGAUUGUUUGAAAAUAAAAUGUCAUAUUGUGCUGUAUAUUUGAAUCGAAUUCAUCGUGAAAAAAAUCUACCGGAAAAACCAGAAGAUCCAUUAAUAUUGGAAAAAUCAAUACCAUAUGAUGCUGAAUUUACAUUCAUCGAUUUUGUUCCAUCAGUAUUAACAUAUUCAUCUAGUGCACAUCAUCAAGUUGAAUAUCAUCGAUUCAGUCAUCUGAUUGAUACGGCCAAUAAUUGGUUGGAUAAAAAUUCACAUUGGAAUAUAAUCAAUUGUGAAACGGUACGUUUAUCUUAUCGUCAUAAUGUCACUUCAAUGGUUAGCCGUUGGGAACAACAAAUCAAUCCGGUAACACCAUUAUGGAGUCCAAUAUCACGUGGUGAAUUUGAAACUUCAUUGAAAGCUUUUCGAUUAUGGAUACGACGAAAAGAUAAAUUUGAUAGUGAUUAUUAUAAUAAUAACAAUGAUGAUAUCAUGUUCAAUGAUAAAUUCAGAAAGCUAAAACAUUUGGAUUUUAUACCAAAACGUUUGAAUGAAAAUUCAUUCGAAACAAUCGAUCAAUUAUUGGAACGAGUUAAUGGUCGAUUGAAACAACCAGAUACACUUUUUUGGAAUAUAAUCACAUUGGAAUCAUUGAAAAUUGAAGCAAAUAGUGAAUGGUUCAUUGAUCCGGAAAUCAGUUUGGCCGAUGAAAGUUCUAGACAUUUAACAAUUUUACGAUUAUUUUAUGAACAAUAUAAAUCCGGUGAUGAUAUGAAUGCAAUAAUUUUGGAAGAAAAUGAUGAUUACCCAUAUACAGUGAUUGGAAUCGAAGAUUUUAAACCAGAACUUCUUUCGGCUGGCAGUUUUUUUAAACGGCCAGAAUUUGAACCAUUCUGUUCAUUAACACAACGUGCUAGCCGAUGGUUGAAUAGUCAAUAUGUGGAUUAUUUUUUAAACGCACAAUCGAUCGAUAUUAAAAUUAAAUCUCCUUCUAAAUUGGAGACAAGAAAUUGUACCAACAUUGAACAUGGUCAUUAUAUACAAUUUUUACGCAUUGUUUAUUGCAAAUUAUUGCCUAGAAUCAACAAUAAUGAUUCAGAGACUAUUAUUAAACGGCCAAAAUCAACACAUGAACAACAACAACAACAACAACAGCAAACAACGAAUCAAUCAUCAUCAUCAUCAUCAUCAGAUAAUAAUAUUAUACAGCUUUGUUCAAAAGUUUUUGUUGCAACUAAACUUGAUCAUCCAUUGGAUUCAAUGCAGCAAAGAAUUUAUAAUUGGCUUCAUCAUCAAGAUAAUAAUCAACAACAAAAUGUUUGUAUACUUGGUGCAGAAACUAUCAAUGUUUAUGGUAAAGAUGAUGAUGAAAAAGUAUUGGAAAAGAAAACAUCCGAUUGUUUUUAUGGUAAUCGUCUUGGUUCAUUAAAUACAUUUACAUUCAAAGCAAUACGAUUAUAUUAUUGUCAAAUACCGAUUAUUGGCGAUAAUGAUCAUGAUGAUAAUGAUUUCAUUGAUAAAGAUAGUAGAGCCAAAUAUUAUCGUUGUACAGGUAAAACAUUUCAAAGGAAAAAAUCCCGAAAUUUUACUUAUAGUAAUAGUAAUAGUAAUAAUAAUAAUCGUGAGAAAUCAUUACAACGUAAAAAUAGUAAAUUAAAAAUUAUUCAUUCAAAUUCAUUCAGAAUGAAUAAUGUAACAAUAAAACAAUCAUCAAUGAAUGAAAAAUUGGAUGAAAAAGAAUCAAAUAGAAUAGGUUUUAUUAAAAGUUUAAGACGAUCAAAAAGUCAUAUACAGAAUCAUCAUUCUACAUCCUGUAAUUGUAUGUGAAUUUUUUUUUUAAAUUCAUUUCAAUGAAUUUUUUUUUGUCAAACACACACACACAUGCGCACACAGAGAGAUUGUUUAUUACCAAUAAUAAUUAGAUAAUUAGAUUUUGAUCUAUAUGUACGGAACAAAACAAAAUUUUCAAACAAACAAACAAAAAAGAACAAUCCAAACACAUUGUUGAACCGAAUUUAAAUACCAUUUUUUUUUCAUCCAAUUUUCCAUCCAUGUAUGUUUUAUCAAAAAAAAAAAAAAAA